GUAACUGAGCUGCACAAUAUCAAAAACAUAACUAGAUUGCCUCGAGAGACGAAGAAGCAUGCAGUGGCAAUUAUCUUUCAUGAUGAGACGUCAAAGACAUUUGCGUGUGAGUCAGAGUUAGAGGCAGAGGAAUGGUGCAAACAUCUUUGCAUGGAGUGUCUAGGAACCAGGCUCAAUGAUAUAAGUCUUGGGGAACCAGAUUUGCUUGCUGCUGGAGUCCAGAGAGAACAGAAUGAACGAUUCAAUGUGUAUCUUAUGCCUACACCAAAUUUAGAUAUCUAUGGGGAAUGUACAAUGCAGAUCACACAUGAAAACAUCUAUCUCUGGGACAUCCACAAUGCCAAGGUCAAGCUGGUCAUGUGGCCUCUGAGCUCUUUGAGAAGAUACGGACGUGACUCAACAUGGUUCACAUUUGAAUCUGGAAG
This is a messenger RNA of Mesitornis unicolor (brown roatelo), 425 nucleotides long. It is a transcript of the gene DOK6, whose product is annotated as docking protein 6. The record is from RefSeq and is a predicted model, not a curated record. Gene Ontology annotation, biological process: positive regulation of MAPK cascade; cell surface receptor protein tyrosine kinase signaling pathway. Gene Ontology annotation, cellular component: cytoplasm. The annotation marks the transcript as partial. Lineage: Eukaryota; Metazoa; Chordata; Aves; Mesitornithiformes; Mesitornithidae. The transcript has 3 exons.